Apis laboriosa (Himalayan honeybee) is the source of this 3838-nucleotide messenger RNA. Its product is annotated as RNA-binding protein 5-like. The transcript is spliced from 8 exons. Lineage: Eukaryota; Metazoa; Arthropoda; Insecta; Hymenoptera; Apidae. Bases 106 to 2880 code for a protein of 924 amino acids. Gene Ontology annotation, molecular function: RNA binding. Gene Ontology annotation, biological process: mRNA splicing, via spliceosome. Gene Ontology annotation, cellular component: nucleus. The record is from RefSeq and is a predicted model, not a curated record.
GCCAUAUUGUUCAAGAGGAACAGAAGGUGUAACCACGCCAUUGUGCACAUCAUAUUAAUUUUCGACUAUUUGCGUAAAUAAGAAGUAAAAAAAUUAAUUAAGUACAUGGACAACAUGUACAGUAAUAAUAUUGACCCCUGGGAACCAGGUUAUGGUCCUGAAAGAAGAGGGCAUAAUUCAGAUUAUGAUUAUCGUAAUGAUUAUGGAAGCAGUAGAUCACCAGAGUAUGGAGAACAUCGUGACAAUGAUCAUAGAGAUAGAGAUCAUCGUAGUCCAGAAUAUAGAAAUCACAGAGGUCGAGAUAGAGACCGCGAAAGAGAUCGUUCAAGGGAUAGAAGGGAUCGUAGCAGAGAUGAUAGAGAUCGUAACUAUAGAGACAGAGAAGAUCGUUACGGAAGGCAAAGAGACAGAGAUUCUGUAGAAAGAGAGAGAGAUCGGGAUCGCGAUCGCGAUAGAGAUAGAGAUCGCUCUAGAAGAGAUAGAGAUAGAGAAAGAGAUCGAGAUCGUAGAGGGAAACGCGAGGAAAGAGAUCGGGAUCGCGAUGAUGAUCAUAGCCGUGAAAGUAUGGAUUUUGAGCACGACCAUGGACGUACUUAUGGUUCGUCCAUGGAAGGCAUCCACUACAAAUCUCAAUCUCCAAACAACACCAUAAUGAUUCGUGGGCUUGCUCAGCACAUUACAGAAAAUGACGUGCGGCAAGACAUCCUCAACUGUGGUCUCAUGCCCAAGGACAUCAGGCUAAUUCGUAAAAAGGAUACAGGUGCUUCGCGAGGUUUUGCAUUCGUCGAGUUUAACGCGACUCAGGAGGCCGCACGGUGGAUGGAGAUGAAACAGGGAGUACUGAUGCUGCAAGACCAAUAUCGUGCUUUGAUGCAGUACAGUAUACCAAAAGAUUGCCAUGUAGAUAAACCACCUGCAAAAAAUACACAAGAUUGGCAUUGUGUUAAGUGUGGUGCACAUAAUUUCAAGAGGCGUGAAACAUGUUUCAAGUGUUCUGCCUCUCGAGCAGAGAGUGAAGAAGGUGGGGAGGGUAGUGAUGAAAUUAGUCCUCAUCCUACGAAUACAGUUCUUCUUCGUGGAUUGGAUGUAUUGACGACCGAAGAUUCAGUCUUACAGGCAAUGAAAAAUCUUUCAUCAAUGCCGAUACGUAGCAUCCGUAUUGGACGUGAUUCACUUACAAAUACAUCAAGAGGUGUUUGUUAUUUAGAAAUGGGCAAUGUUGUUGAUGCUAUGUAUUUACACACAGCUCUUACAAAACAAGGAUUGGUAGUAGAUGGCAGAAAAGUGGAAAUUACUUAUUGUAAACUUCAUCAAAUAAAUAAUACCAAUACAUGGAAAGGAAAUGAUAAUCAACCACAAAGAUAUACUUUAGACGAUGUUGCUCAAUUAGCAGAAUAUAGUGCUAAUUUAUAUGCUAAAACACCUGCACAGAAAGCUCACUAUCUUCAGUAUUAUACACAAUAUUAUCAAAAUCAAAUAAUGCAAGGAUCUGCUAUUACUUUGCCAUCUUUAAAUCAGACUGAUCGAGUGAAUGCAGCUGCAGCUGUAGCACAAUCUGCCAUACAACAAUUACAAGCCUCCAGAAAAUUAGGAGAUUCUGAAGAAAUGAAAAACAGACCAACACCUACAGCACCUACUAGUACUGCUUUAGCAACUGGAAGAGUACCCGCACAUGGUAGCGAUGGUAAAAUAUAUUCUGUACCAGAUGUUAGCACUUAUCAUUAUGAUGAAUCAUCAGGUUAUUAUUACGAUCCAAGUACAGGAUUAUAUUAUGAUCCUAAUUCACAAUAUUAUUAUAAUAGUCAUACGCAACAAUUCUUAUAUUGGGAUGCUGAAUCAUUUUCAUAUCAACCAGCAAAGACUGCUACAACUGUAGCUCAAGCAACUGGAACUACAUCUAGUGGAACUACAAUAACUGCGACAGCUAGUAAUACUGAUUCAACAAACACGAUUACGAAUCAAGCAACAACUUCGUCAGUUACUACUGCGACUCAAGAAAUUUCAAAAGAAGAUGAAAAUAAAAAGAAAGACAGCAAACAGGAUAAAGUUAAAGUGGCAAAGAAAAUAGCAAAGGAUAUGGAACGUUGGGCAAAGACUUUAAAUCAAAAGAAAGAGAAUGCAAAAAGUAAUUGGAAUUCCGAAUUUGCUGGUGGUGAUGGCAAUCAAGGUGUUGGAAGUGGAGCUGCGGAUGCAGGAUAUGCGAUAUUAGAGAAAAAAUCUCUUGCAAAUUCUUAUCAUGAAGAUGAAGAUCAGAGUGGAAAUAAUGGUUUGGUUGCUGCUUAUGGUGGCGGUAGCGAUACGGAAGAGGAAAUAGAAGAUGUGCAACAAGAAGAAAGACAACAUACAGAUUGGAGUAAAUUAGCAUGUUUAUUAUGUAAACGACAAUUUCCAAGUAAAGAAGCAUUGCUUCGUCAUCAACAAUUAUCUGAUCUUCACAAACAAAAUUUGGAGAAUUGGUAUCAAGUACGCGGUUUGGAUCCAAACGAUCCACAGCAAAGAAACAAUAAAUAUCGCGAUCGAGCUAAGGAAAGGAGAGCGAAGUAUGGUGAACCAGAACCUCCGCAACCAAAUAAACUUAAAGAAAAAUAUUUAAAAACUAGAGUUGAAGAAAUACCAGUAUCGUACGAAGAACCAACAAGAGCUGGUAUUGGUUCAGAUAAUGUUGGUAAUAAGCUUUUACAAAAAAUGGGUUGGAGUGAAGGUAUGGGACUUGGCAAGUCAAAUCAAGGUAGGACAAGUAUUAUCGAAGCGGAAAGAAGGGUUCCUACAGCUGGUUUAGGAGCGAAAUCAUCUUCAUAUAGUGCAUUACCGGGAGAUACAUAUAAAGAUUGCGUAAAGAAAAUGAUGUAUGCGCGUUAUCAAGAACUAUCUGAUACAUAAUAUCUUGAGAUCAUUGAAAAUAGAUUUUAUAUAUAAAUAAUACUUGUACUCAAUUUUUCAUAGAUAAAUAGGUAUAUAUAUGCAUUAUCCGAAUAUGCUGGUUGUAUCUGGUAAUUAAAGCGUGAUAAUCCAUUCUUAGGAAUACAUAGAAUUUUUUUAUUAGCUUUUUUUUCUUUUACAAUUUGGUAUUAUAUUUUAUCAUUUUAGGAUUUUUGAAGACAACAGAGAAUAAUUAUGUUAUUAGAUAUAUUUUUUGCAUUGAACCUUAAUAUGUUAUCUUAUGAGCUGGCAGAAAAAAUACAACAUUUUGACACUUUAUUCAUAUGACUUUUGAAGUUUACGAUAUAAUAUGCAAUAAUAUAUGUUUCUUUAUUUAACAAAAAUUAUAUAUACUUAGAAAAUAUAUACCUAAGAAUGUAUCACAAGUACCAGUAACUAAAUAAUAAUUCUCUCACUCAGCGAUUUUUGUCCAACUAUUUGUGCACAAUAUAGUACUUUUCGUACUUUAUACUGAAGCAUUAUGAAAUAUUUAACGAGAAUUAAUUUAUAUCAUUCCAUUUAAAUUUCGUAAUGCUUAUUAAAUAAAAAUUAAUUCGCAUACUUAUGAUUCAGUACAAUUAAAUUCACCACUAGUGAAUAUCACCACUAUCGUAUAUUUAUUAAUUAUACUGAUUUACAUUAAAUUUCAUGAUUUAUGAUGUAAUUAUGUCAAUUUUACAUGCUUACAUAUAUAUGUAUAUAUAUAUAAGAAGAUAGUUAUAUUUAUACUCUUACAUAUAUAUUUCAUAUUUCUUUUUAUUAUGAUUUAUUCCGUAUUUUUGGAGAUCACAAUCUUCACUAUACAUACACAUUUCUACAGUCAUACAUUUUAUCGUUAUUUUUUUAAAUUACACAUGCUAAACCCAUGUAAUAAAUAACAAAUUGAAAGAUAAUAAAAAUAAGGCGUUAUUGCUUAAAA